Uncinocarpus reesii 1704 is the source of this 1524-nucleotide messenger RNA. RefSeq lists its product as uncharacterized. Gene Ontology annotation, molecular function: heme binding; oxidoreductase activity, acting on paired donors, with incorporation or reduction of molecular oxygen; monooxygenase activity. The record is from RefSeq and is a predicted model, not a curated record. Bases 1 to 1524 code for a protein of 507 amino acids. NCBI's taxonomy places the organism in Eukaryota, Fungi, Ascomycota, Eurotiomycetes, Onygenales, Onygenaceae. The transcript has 6 exons.
AUGGAUCUACGUCAAUUUGUCUCCGGGCAGCCGGUGCUUGCAGCCGCAGUGGCAUGGCUCCUGUAUGUCAUCAGCCUCGUUGUCUAUCGGUUAUGGUUUUCCCCAUUAUCCAAGUUCCCGGGACCGAAACUGGCAGCUGCUACGCUCUGGUACGAGUUUUACUAUGAUGCCCUCUGCCAUGGCAGAUAUACAUUUGAGAUCAUGAAGAUGCAUCAGAAAUAUGGGCCCAUUGUGCGCAUCAGCCCUCAUGAGCUUCACAUCGACGAUCCAGAGUACUAUGAUGUCCUGUUCUCACGAGACAGCCCUCGCGACAAGUAUGAAUACUACACAAGACAGUUUGGCACACCAAUGGCGGCGAUCUCUACCGUAGAGCAUGCCCACCAUCGUCUGCGCCGUUCAAACAUGAACCCAUACUUCUCCAUGGGGCGCAUCCGCAAGCUGGAACCGACCAUCCAAGCCCUAGUGGAUAAGCUCUGCGCCCGCUUCAGGGAAUUCAAAGGCACGGGAACGCCCCUUGUGGUGCAGCAUGUCUAUACCUGCUUCUCAACGGAAGUGAUCUCGGGUUAUACCAUGGGAAGCGGUUUUAACUAUUUGGAUGAGCCUGAUUUCGUCCCCCAUUGGUGCGAUACCUUGAGCGGCAUUGCCAAAGCCACCGUCUUCUUCAAGCAAUAUCCCCUACUACUGCAUAUUAUGAAAGCGCUACCAGAAAACUUCGUUGGGAAGAUGGACCCGGGCAUGAAUCUAAUGUUCAUCUUCCAGCGCCGGUGCAAAGUUCUCAUCGACUCAGUCAUCGCAGAGCACGCUGCACCUGAUUAUGCAGAAAAACGAAAAUCGUAUGACCACCCAACCUUUUUCCACGACAUACUUGAAAGUAAUCUCCCACCAGAGGAGAAGGGCCCGGAGCGGUUGUCGCAAGAGAUCCAGGGUGUGAUCGGUGCCGGCUCUGAGACGGUUGCCAAGACCCUCAGCUGGCUGACAUACUACCUGGUUGCGAACCAAGACAAACUGGACAAGCUGCUCGAGGAGCUGAACAGACUGGAUCCGGACCAGACUGCCUCCUUUGUGGACUUUGAGAAGAUGCCGUACUUGACGUCUGUCAUGCUGGAAGGCCUGCGACUGUCAUAUGGCGUCAGCUCUCGGCUCCAGAGAGUUGCCCCUGAUCGUAAUCUUCAGUAUAAAGAAUGGUCCAUUCCGGCUGGUACCCCCGUGGGCAUGACCAGCGUGAUGAUGCAUCACAACGAAGAUAUAUUCCCCGAUUCGCACAGUUUUAUACCCGAGAGAUGGCUUGAUCCCGCACAGCGAAGAUACCUAGAAAAGUAUCUCGUCGCGUUCAGCAAAGGUUCUCGACAGUGCGUUGGAAUAAACCUGGCAAGAGCCGAGUUAUUGCUUGCCAUCCCCAAGCUUUUCCGUCAAUUGAAAUUUGAGCUGUACGAGACCACGGUCGAGGACGUGACCCUCGCGCACGAUCUCUUCCUCCCGUUCCCCAAGAAGGGGAGCAAGGGCGUGCGAGUACUUGUUGUAUAG